UGCUUUUAAUAACGGCAUACACAAUAACACGGGGACUCAAUGAGCCAUCCUUAUCAAGAGUGUGCGCGUACAUAUAUUGACUGUGUACACAUCUAUACAUUUUUAAAGUUUUAAAUCACGCAACGAGAGAUUUAUGUCAGACCUAUCGGGAGCGUGAAGUCUGUAUUUACCGUGCAGUAGAGUUGGUCGCCCGUUAUUUACUUCCGUGGAAAUCGGUUUUCCUCGCUAUCCAACAAACACAUGUAAUUGAUUCAAACGCUGGUUUCGCUAAUAGAGACCGGGCGUAUAGAACCGCGCUGAGGAAAAAAUGUCAGAGGAUAUCAAAAAUAUGUCGGAUGAUCAAGAACCAGAAAGUUACGAUGUGUUACUAAGGAACGGAGUGAAACCAAAUGACUUCUACAAUAACGGAAAGUCAAAGAUGGACUGUCCAAACUUUAAGAUGGAAUUGUUACAGAGUGAAUACAUAAGAAUCAGACGAUAUCUAUACGGAUUAACGGCGGUCGUUGUGACUGGGAUUUUGAUACUAAUUGUAGUGGUAGCUGUUUUAUUUGGGAAAUUAAGUCAUGACUUGGUCAAUCAUGAACACAAACCAAAAGUAGGGGAACAGAUCUCGGCGAUGCAGAAAGAAAAUGAACUAUGUGUUCCAUGUGCCAGCAUUAGGUCAGGUCCAAGUGUUGAAGAAAACAAAGUUUUGGACGAAUUUGCCAGAAAGUACGAAGAAAACAUUGAAAUGUGCUGUGUUGAAACUCCGUCAGAGCUUCUGCUUAUGUUAGAAUUGUUCAUUGAAAAAAGAUACAGAGAAGAAUCGGCAAAAGGUAAUGUUCCUCGCACUGGUGAAUUGGUAUCCUUUGAGGGUCAACAGACGGCAGCGCACCUGCUAGGCUCUCAAGAAAGACUAGACGAAGACAUCGGUCCAGGCACGCGGUUUUCCGUACCACACUGGAUAUACGACAAGGACAUUGCAUUCCUCAGUAACGUGAAAUAUCGCCACGGAAGACUAGUGGUGCCCUCUGACGGGUAUUAUUACGUCUACAGCCAGGUGUCGUUCGUAGAGCUAUAUUCCGGAAGUAACCCUGCCACCCAAUCAUCCUCCAUAUCCCAUUAUUUGUGUCGCUAUAACAUAAUCUAUCCUAACGGAGGAGAGGAAAUUCUGGCUAAAAAUGCCGUCAGCAAAGCAUCUAACAGCAAAGUUGUCGGAGAAUACAGCAGCCAUCUUGGAGCGUUGUUUAAAUUGCGGAAAGACGACGAAGUGUAUGUUAAAGUCUCGGAUUUAUCUCUUAUGGUUCGAGAUGUUAGGAGAAACUACUUUGGUAUCUUUAAGUUGUCUAAUAUCACACAAAACGAUUAACUACAGUGCAGGCAAAUCCACAUUUCAGCGUUUGUCAUUCUUCAUAAAUGCCUUCAUUCAAUUAAUAUAAUUAUAUAAAUACAUGAUUUAUGAAAGUGAUUGCUUUUUGAACAUUAUUAUAGUAGCAACAAUAUCAAAGUUGUUAGGAACGAAACAGACAAAAAUGCUUAUUAAUUGUAUAGAUGUAAUUAGUUUGGAGAUACAGUUUAAAAGCAAGGAUCUAGAAUAAGAGAAAAAUCUCAUUUUCAGUUUUGUAAUUCAUCGAUUUUUGCCCAACUGGAGCUUACUAAGAAAUGUGUUCCAAAUUGCAUAUUGCAAUAACCAGUGUGUCGAUUGUCAAUCGUAAUGUAAUAUAUUGUGAUUUGAAAAAUAGCAAGUACAUGUACAUGUAUAUUUGUUGAUCGGAUUGAGCAAGCUAGAGAGAGAGAGAGAGUGAGAGUGAGAGAGAUUUUAAGACAUUAAUCGUUGCAAGUUAGUGCAGGCAUGUAAGGUGAAAGG
Messenger RNA from Saccostrea echinata, 1846 nucleotides. RefSeq lists its product as uncharacterized. Gene Ontology annotation, molecular function: tumor necrosis factor receptor binding. The transcript is spliced from 4 exons. Bases 308 to 1348 code for a protein of 346 amino acids. Gene Ontology annotation, biological process: immune response. Gene Ontology annotation, cellular component: membrane. Lineage: Eukaryota; Metazoa; Mollusca; Bivalvia; Ostreida; Ostreidae. The record is from RefSeq and is a predicted model, not a curated record.